Rhagoletis zephyria (snowberry fruit fly) is the source of this 687-nucleotide messenger RNA. NCBI's taxonomy places the organism in Eukaryota, Metazoa, Arthropoda, Insecta, Diptera, Tephritidae. The record is from RefSeq and is a predicted model, not a curated record.
AUGUCCGGCAAGCCGAGGCUGUACUACAUCAAGGAGUCGCCGCCCUGUCACACGGUAAUUGCCGUCGCCCGCCUGCUCGCCAUCGACCUGGAGCUGAUUGACGUGGCGGAGACCUACCAGUCGAAGCAGUACGCCAAGAUCAACCCCUUCAACCGGGUGCCCACCUUCGUCGACACCGACGGCUUCCGGCUGUUCGAGUCUCGGGCCAUCGCCAUGUACCUGGUGCAGUCGCGGGGGCCGCCCGAUUCGGCGCUCUACCCAAGUGGUGACCUAAAACAACGCGCCGAAAUUGACCAGUACCUGCACUUUGAGCUGGGCACGCUCUACCGCGGCCUCUCCGACGUCAUUGAUCCCUUCUGGAAGAGCGGCGAGAUUGACCGCAGCCGCAAGCCCUCGCUGGAGAAGGCCCUGCAGUGGCUGGACGCCCUCCUCGCCACCAACAACCGGCCCUUCAUCGCCCCCGGGCCCCGGCUCAGCCUCGCCGACCUGUCCGCCUACUUCUACCUGCGCAUUCUGGCCGCUUUCACCUCGGAGCUGGACAGCUCGGUGUACCGGGCGGUGGCCGCCUGGCAGCGGACCGUCGCCGAGGAGUUGAAGCCGAUCACUGCGGAUGGCUUCUUCGAGGAGGCGCUGGACAGUCUGAAGGAGUACUGCGCGCAGAUGCGGCAAGGUGUGCGCGAGUUUUGA